GCGGAAGUCGCGAAGCACCGCCGCGUACGACAACGUAGGCUCGUGCACGCGGCGCGUCGUGUCGCGCAUGGCGCACGUCAACCGACGAGGGGGACGUGUGAGUUGACCAUCGUCGGGCCACUCUCUCUCUCUCUCUCUCUCUCUCUCUUUCCACCGGGUGUCGCGCACCCGCGGGAUCGGAAACGAGGCUCGGUUUCGGUCACCAGUCACGGCACGCUCUCGCCUCGACCGCGGCUCCGUCGAGCUUCGACGCUUCCAACCUUCGAGCUGCCCGGAGUCCUGGGGAUACACAGCUGCGAUCGAGCGAUCGAGCGAUCGGUCCGGCACGUAUUCGCCAGCGAUAACAAUAUUCGUGUGUCUGUUAAAAAGCGCCGCACUAUGCGCGAUUCGUGACUUGUAUAUUUCUUCGGCGAAAAUCGUGAUUUUUUUUUUGGACCAAUAUCGAAACUUGCCCGAUAUUGCAGACCUGUGGUCCCGCGACAACGGGCCAAAGGUUGUCCGAGUAAACGCGAACGGAACACGACGAAUAAAAGAAGGAACUUACGAACGGCGAAUCGCGAAGUGAGUGAUAACGAAUGUUCCAGCGAAUUUCUGCGAAUCACGAAUCGCGCAUUACGAAUUGCGCAUAGUGUGGCGCUAGCGAUACGCGAGUCCCUCGCGAGGGAAAGAGACAAGUACACACACGGAGAGGCAGCCUGGUGGGACGCGCAAUGAAUGUGUGUGCGUGUGUUUUGUGAACGUGCGGUUGGCAGGUUAGGAUAAUCGAGCCCUGCGUUCUGCAAGGAUGUUGCGUCCGUCGUCGCAUGAUUUUUCAAGCAUCGAUUGGCUGGAAAUGUCCUAGAAACUAGACGAAUUUUCUGUCCUGCGGCCAGUCGCUGACUUCGUCGCGCGUAGAAUAAAGCGAAGAGACCGGAGUCGCCCCGUACGAGCCUCUCGGAGGCUAAGCUGAUCGACUCCACGCUACGCGCAGAUUUGUGCUUGAAGAGGACCGCAGUCCGCACGGUCGAAACGUAUAUUAUUUAAGAUUGAUAAAACAAUACCAGUUGCGUCGAGGGAGAAUUGAAGUCUUGGUUAUUCUAUUACUGGCGAGCAAAAGUAUUAAAUUUAUCAUUUCUGCACUCGCUUUGCAGAAUAUUCCGAAGUGUUGUGAAGGCGAAGAGAAAAUAUGUAGAAAGGAGAGAGAGUGCCAAUGCGAGCCACAAAAUGAACGGAACUUGGUUCUCGCAAUGUAGAAUCAAACAUUUCUCUUCAACAGCGUAAACUUUUCGACCCUCCCUCGGGUCUUCCUCGGUAAAACUCGUUUGUCACUUCGCAGCGUUGAUCCGUUUGAUUUCCAAGGAGUUGCGCGCAAUCAGCCGUCAUGUUUGAAAAGUGACGAGACCGCUUUCGAGUGGCGGCGGAGUAGAAAACCUCUGCGGACGCGUCGCGACUUUGCAUAAAUCGUUCCCUUCCUGGACAUCAGGUUAUCGCUCUGGGAGGAUGUUCUUGGCGAGAGUCAUAAGGAGAUCCGCGGCGGCAGCGAGCCCGGUGAGGCAGCGAUGUAAGCUGUACUCGCAUCACGCAUCGUCGAGAAACACGGUUCACUCUACCGUCCUACCCCCGGGGACGCUGCGAUUCUGCAGCGACAGCCCGCCCAAGUGCUGGAACUGCGACUACGCGUACAAGUCCGAGCUGUUCUGCUCCAGGUGCCGGGUGUUGCAGGAGCUGCCGCAGAACCUGGACUACUUCGAUGUCAUGGGGAUCAAGAGGGAUUACAACGUGGCGAACGAGGAGAUCCAUAGAAAGUAUAGGGAGCUGCAGAAACUGCUGCACCCCGAUAAGUUUGGCAACAAGCCCGAGAAAGAAAGGCAAAUCUCAGAGAAGUUGUCGUCCCUAGUAAAUAAGGCUUACAGUACGUUGGCGCAUCCAUUAAAAAGAGGAUUGUAUAUGUUACAAUUAAAAGGUAUAUCAAUACCAGAAGGUACUACCAGUUUGAACCCAGAAUUUCUCAUGGAGAUUAUGGAGCGUAACGAGGAGAUAGAAAGCGCGAUAGAAAACAGAGAUAAGGUCUUGAAACUGGCCAAAGAAUCCAAGGAACUGCUCGACGCAAUGUCGAGGCAAGUGGCAGAGGCGUUCAGUAAAGAAGAUAUUGAAACGGCAACAAAGAUUUUAAUAAAAAUGAAAUAUUACGACAGCGUAGACAACAGAUUAAGGAAGCUGAAGCAUGAUUUAGGUAUAGUAGAAUAAAUACGUUGCAGCUUUUUUAAAAAAACAAACGUUCUACACAAAUUUUAAUAUCCUCGCUCGCUAUAAAAUGUAAAAAAUAUGUCUCUGUGCUAUAUAUAGAUAUAUAGAUAUUUUAACAUAUGUACAGAUUUUUUACUCAAUGGAACUUGUGUAUAUAUACACAUACAAUCAUAUCGCGUCGACAAGCUUGAUUUAUUCGUAACAAAUCAAUUGUAAUCGAAACAAGUUUGUAUCAGCUCAACUAGCUUAAUCUAAGAUGAAUGUAAAUGUUAAGUGAAAGGAUAAAAGUCAAGCGCGCGCCGCAAAGAA
Messenger RNA from Vollenhovia emeryi, 2535 nucleotides. RefSeq names its product iron-sulfur cluster co-chaperone protein HscB, mitochondrial (gene Hsc20). Gene Ontology annotation, biological process: protein complex oligomerization; [2Fe-2S] cluster assembly. NCBI's taxonomy places the organism in Eukaryota, Metazoa, Arthropoda, Insecta, Hymenoptera, Formicidae. The transcript has 5 exons. The record is from RefSeq and is a predicted model, not a curated record. Bases 1480 to 2226 code for a protein of 248 amino acids. Gene Ontology annotation, cellular component: mitochondrion. Gene Ontology annotation, molecular function: ATPase activator activity; protein-folding chaperone binding.